This is a messenger RNA of Antechinus flavipes (yellow-footed antechinus), 4937 nucleotides long. RefSeq names its product zinc finger FYVE-type containing 28 (gene ZFYVE28). The record is from RefSeq and is a predicted model, not a curated record. Gene Ontology annotation, molecular function: metal ion binding. Gene Ontology annotation, cellular component: early endosome membrane. Bases 109 to 2913 code for a protein of 934 amino acids. Gene Ontology annotation, biological process: negative regulation of epidermal growth factor-activated receptor activity. The transcript is spliced from 14 exons. Lineage: Eukaryota; Metazoa; Chordata; Mammalia; Dasyuromorphia; Dasyuridae.
CGAUCUCACCGUGGUCCUCGGUCUCCCGGUCUCUCUCAGGCAGCCGGUCCCCAGGGGCGCCACCGCCGCCUCCUCGGGGGCAGGUGCGGGCGACAGCCGACCGAGGGGAUGAUGAACAGGUUCCGAAAGUGGCUGUACAAGCCCAAGAGGUCAGAUCCACAACUUCUUGCUCAGUUCUAUUAUGCAGAUGAAGAAUUAAAUCAAGUAGCUGCUGAAUUGGAUAGCUUGGAUGGAAGAAAAGAUCCACAGAGAUGCACAUUACUAGUCAACCAGUUUCGUUCAUGUCAGGAUAAUGUCUUAAACAUUAUAAAUCAGAUAAUGGAUGAAUGCAUUCCAAGUGAUCGAGCAAAUCGAGAUUUUUGUGUCAAGUUCCCAGAGGAGAUACGCCAUGACAAUCUAGCUGGCCAGCUUUGGUUUGGAGCAGAGUGCUUGUCUGCAGGUUCUAUUAUCAUGAAUCGUGAAAUAGAGAGCAUGGCUAUGAGGCCGCUGGCUAAAGAUCUAACGCGUAGCUUGGAAGAACUUAGAAACCUCAUUCGGGACCAAGCCUUAAGAGAUUUAAACAUUUACACUGAAAAAAUGAAAGAGUCUCUCAAACAUUUUGAUGUCCUAUUUGCUGAAUUUGAGUUGAGUUAUGUCUCAGCAAUGGUACCUGUAAAGUCACCAAAGGAAUAUUAUGUACAACAGGAGGUAAUCGUGCUUUUUUGUGAAACAGUGGAGAGAGCUUUGAAGCUUGGAUACCUCACUCAAGAUAUGAUUGAUGACUAUGAACCAGCAUUAAUGUUUACAAUUCCAAGAUUAGCCAUUGUAUGUGGGCUUGUAGUUUACUCUGAAGGACCUUUGAACCUGGACCGUAAGGCAGAAGAUAUGUCUGAGCUGUUUAGACCCUUCCACACUUUGCUAAGAAAAAUAAGAGAUUUACUGCAAACAUUAACUGAAGAAGAACUACACACACUUGAACGGAACCUUUGCAUAUCCCAAGAUAUGGAAUUCUCUGUCAGAACAGAUCCAGAAGUGCCCUCUGUCAUUGCACCCACUUUAGCUGCGACUUUCCCUCCUGAGAAGCUUUCUGUCACUGCAGAAAAUUCAGAGGCUGAAUUAGCCUGCUCAAUGCAGUAUGAUGAACAGGAAUUAGAACAGCUCAAUCAGAUGGUUCACAGGGUAGGAGAUGAAAUGUCCUCUCUCCUUUCUCCACCCAGUGUAUGCCAAUCUCCAGCACACAGAGCUGGUCUAAGAAACAACUCAAGUACAGAGGCCUCACCAAGUAGGUCAAAUCUUGAACAUUUAAAUGAUGAAGAGGAUAGAGUCUUUUUUAUGGAUGACCUUGAUGGAGCAGGAGAAUCCCUUGCGAGGGAAGAAUCAGCUAGUGAAACUUUGGUUUGGGUCAACAACACUUGUCAGGAUCUGUUAAAGGAAAGGGUCCCUCAGAAUUUAGAGAAUGGGGAAGCAAGAGAUGGUUUACACACAAAAGAAAUGGAAAGUGAUUUGAGCAAUAACAAUAAUAUUGAAGAUGGCAAAAUGCAGAAAACUGGGCUCUCCAUCCAGAAUUCUUGCAGUUGUUUAGAUACACAAUUAUACCUCAAUGGCUGGGAUGUGAAUGCUGAAAAUGCAGAAACAGCAGAAAUGAUAGCUCAUAGGACUGGUGGAAUGAAGAUAUCUGCUACCGUCAUAUUUAAUCCUAAAUCUCCUACUUCUUCCAAUUCACCUGUAACUACACCAGAAGUACCAAGUAAUUGUGUUCCUGGACCCAACUCAAGAACUGAUGAAGAAGAAAAUGAAUCCCAUCAGCUCGGCAUUGCUGCCACAAAUUGUCUCAUUAACUCCUGUGUGUGUUGUGGUAGCUGUGAGGAUAACAGGGAGGAUAACAUAGAAAGCUUAAAGACUAAAUGUGCUCCAGGAAAAGUUAUAAAAAAUGCCUCUUAUAAUUUAGUCAAGUCUAAAGAAAAAGAUCACAUAGAUAAGUCCACUAAUUCAGCAUCCACUCCAGAGACACUAAAAACUGAAAGUGUCCCUGCAGAAAGAGACUGUGACCAGCAAGAACCUAAACACUCUCAUUCCUCCAAGUGCCUGGCACAAAACUCAGGUUCACCAGUGGGAAGUGAUAAUGGGUCACAAGUCGAAGAGGAUGUGGCAGGUCAACAGAAACAGCAUGAAAAAAGAAGACAACCAAGUGAGAAGCAGUCAGAGACCAGAAAGCAAAGUAGAAGCAAAAGGACAAGCAAAGAAGGAGUAAAAACAAGACCUAGUUCUAGGAAUAUAAUUUUUCCCCUGAGGACUGCUUUACUAGCAUCCCAGAAAUUUUGCAGUAUGAAGACAAGUUCCUGUUCGUCAGAAGGCCCUGACCAGGAAGAGAUCCAGCUGGCCUUACAGGCCGCAAAAAGGGCUACAAGAGAAAAGAUCAGAUCCCGGUUUCACAGCAGCAGUGACCUAAUUCACCGACUUUUUGUCUGCAUAUCAGGUGUUGCUGAUCAACUGCAAACAAAUUAUGCAAGUGAUUUACGAAGUAUUCUUAAGACCUUAUUUGAAGUUAUGGCAACUAAGCCAGACACAGAAGAUGGGGAGAAGUUAAAGAAAGUAAAUCAGAAUUUAAGAAGUGCAGCUCUUGAAGAUUGUGCCCUUUGCCAGGAAACAAUAUCUUCUUCUGAACUUGCAGCCAAGGCAAGAGAUGGAGAUUUUGAAGAUCCUCCUGAAUGGGUACCAGAUGAAGCCUGCAGCUACUGCACAGCAUGCAAAGCGCCUUUCACUGUUAUUCGGAGGAAGCACCACUGUAGGAGCUGUGGCAAGAUUUUCUGCUCCCGCUGCUCUUCCCACUCUGCACCGUUACCUCGUUAUGGUCAGAUGAAACCUGUCCGUGUUUGCACUCACUGUUACAUGUUCCAUGUCACGCCUUUUUAUAGUGACAAAGCUGGUAUUUGACAUAUUAAACUAGUGAUCUAUUUAAUGAAGUCAUACAUGGACUAAAAUUCUAUGUGACUUAAGCCAAGAAUUAACUGGAAAGAAGGAUCCUGUCAGAAACAUGUAGGCUUUAAGCAUCCAUCAUAAUGUAUUUUGUACAGAUGGUUUUUAUUGCAUUUUCCUAAGCUGCUAAAGGGAACUAUGGGAAGCCUAUGGCUACUGGGGCUGCAAUAGUCUUCCACAAAUUUCUAACGUUAAUAUGAUGAUGCUAUAUGAUACAGGAGAAACACACUUCAUGAAAUGAGGGGGGGGUCCCUAUUUAAGCUACCAAGGCUUGCAUUGCUGCCCAUCUCCCAAACUCGCAUUUGUGUCCUCCUUAUAGGAAACUGAUUCCAAGCUGCUCACUGGCUUUUGGCAGAUGUCUUCUUCCUUUUGCUGGCUAGCCUUUUAAGUAAAUAAACUCUGGCCAAAUGUUACCAAAUUUACACAGAAUAUUUAGAGAGGCAAAAUUAUCUUUGAAAUGAAGAGGAAGCUCUUGAAUUUCCAGAGCUAUACGUUGCUGUUGCCUUUUGUUUGGGAAUCAUAGCAAUAAUUCUGAAGCUCUGCUCUUUUAUUGUUACCUUGUUUUGCAUGGGGUGGGCACUCUUAAGGAUUCAUUACAUCUGACACCAUUUCUUCCACCUCUUGGUUGUUUAAAAAAAUGAGAAUUAAUAUGAGAGUUUUAUUUAUAUCAUCAAUAACAAUAGUGAAAAACAAAUGUCAGGGACAUUGGUAAGUCGAUACAAAAUACUUUUUAUUUUUGGACUUUUGCAGAACAAGGCACUGUUGUAUGUGGAGCUGCUUAUGAAACCAAAAAUAUUUAAAAGACAGAUAUUAAGACUGUCCAUUUUUUAUUCAAAAAGUCCUAAACAUUUACUUACAUUUUAGGGAUACAAAAUCUGCAAUAUAUCAUUUAUGACAUAAUUUUAUAAAUCAUGUCUUAGUCAUUUUUUUUUUCAAUUAGAUGCAGGCCUGUCUUAGGAGAAUGUAUCUAAACCAGUAGAAAAAUAAUUUCUUAUCCAAAGGGGAAAAUACAGUGAGUGGGUUUUUUUGUACAGCAAGAGGUUUAUUUUCCAAAGUAUCUGCCCUAAAGUUUAUUCACCAGUAGAGUGAAGAACUUGCUUUUGCCAGACACCAGAUUUUGCUUUCUUCAGUAUCCAUAUUCACAUGGAGUACUACGUCACUAAAGAGCUGACAAGAAAACUGUGUGUUCUUUCUUUCAGAAAAGAAUCUGAUUCAACAGGGCAGACAAAACUGGUAUCCUUUUUCAGCAAUUUUCUGCCCCACACAAACCAAUCAGAUAAGAUCCUCAGGUUUUCUUGGUUGUUCAGAACAUAACAUUUACAUUACACGGAACCACAUGGCAUCGGGCAUAAGAAUUGCACCAGAGGGCUCAGUGCAGUGUUAAGUCAUAUUAUCAUGUCUGCACGGGAGUUUUGUUUCGUUUCCUUUUUGUAACCUUCCUCACCAAAUCCUACAGAGGGGAUCUCAGUGAUGGCCCCGGUUUUUUUUGGCUCAGCAUGAUGCAGGUCUCUCAUGCCAAGGGGAAAACUGAGAACUGUGGUACCAAACAGUGAUACCUAUUCAGGCUUCAAUCUCAGGCUUCACAUUGCAAUGAUUAUUGCAGUUUUAUUUUUGAGAAAUGACAAACCUAAUGCUUCUUUUAUAGGAUUAAUAAAUAAAUAAAAUUUAAUUGUGACAUUAACAUGCACAAAAGUUGCUUCUUCUGUAAAAAAAAAAAAAAAAGUCUUUUAUUUAAUGGAGUGAAUUUAUUUAUUCCAGCUUAUUUUUAUUCUGUAAAUGCUGUAAUUCAAAAUCAUUUCCAUAUUAUAUGCAUAUAUAUAUAAGGAUCUCAGACACUAUAGUUUCUUAUGUAAAUACAGAAUCCUAUUUCUUUUACUGAAAAGCACAAUGAUUCUAUCAGUAUUAAUAUGCAUUUGCCUCAGAGAAGACUUUGGUCUUAUUAUCUCUUGAGAUAAUUAAAAGGUCAGGACUUUCUACUUCCA